Harpegnathos saltator (Jerdon's jumping ant) is the source of this 3468-nucleotide messenger RNA. RefSeq names its product phosphatidylinositol-3-phosphatase SAC1 (gene Sac1). The record is from RefSeq and is a predicted model, not a curated record. Gene Ontology annotation, molecular function: phosphatidylinositol-4-phosphate phosphatase activity. The coding region runs from base 344 to 2095 and encodes 583 amino acids. Lineage: Eukaryota; Metazoa; Arthropoda; Insecta; Hymenoptera; Formicidae. The transcript is spliced from 8 exons. Gene Ontology annotation, cellular component: endoplasmic reticulum. Gene Ontology annotation, biological process: phosphatidylinositol dephosphorylation.
AUACGGGUCUUGAAGAUAUGAACGAGCGAGUCUGGCUGUAGGAAAAGAUAGUCCGAUAUGCAAUGGUUGGCCAACGGGGAGGUUAUUCUUGAUGCUGUGACAGUGUUCGAUCAUGUUAAACCAGAGUUGACAAAAGAUUGACAGCUCACACUGUAGUUCGAUUUCAUCUGAUUUAGUCCAUAUUUAGUUAAUAUUCUUUGCGCGCGUAAAUAUAUAUGUAUGUAUACAUAUAUGGGCCACGUUUCACCCGCUUAUUGUAGUUUCUUUUUUACGGUAUUAUUUUAUUAUCUCGUCCGCACGACUGUCCACCUAGCAAUUUGCGACCUGUUCGUCAUUUGACGAUAUGAUGCCAAACACGGACGUUUAUGACAAUUUGUACCUGUACGUCACUCCGGAGAAGUUUUUUGUGGAGCCGGUUGGGACCAAAGUCCUGCUAGUGGUCGAUAGAGUGAGCGAGCAGAUUUAUACGCAAGCUGGCACAGCUAGUCAAAUUCCAACAACUGCCAGCCGCCGUAAGAUAUGGGGAUUGGUGGGAACUAUACGCCUCUUGGCGUGUCGUUACCUCAUCGUCAUUAUGGACGCUCAAAUGUGCGGCACUAUAGCGGGCCAUCAGAUUUUCAGAAUAUCCUCAACCGACAUGAUACCUUACUCAAGGUCAUCUCUCCACUUGACCUUAAAGGAAAUUCAAAGUAAUUCCACAUACAUGGAGAUGAUAAAGUCUGUCUUGAAUACACCGCACUUUUACUUCAGCUACACCUAUGAUCUCAGCCACACCAUGCAGAGACUUCAUAACACAACACCUGAGUUCUUACAGAUGCCGCUUCAUGACAGAGCAGAUCCUAGGUUCGUGUGGAAUGCCUACUUGUUGCAGGACCUAAGUGCCAGACCAGAGCAGUACAAGUUCUGCUUACCCAUUAUUCACGGCUUCAUCUCGCUAAACACGGUGGUCGUGAAUGGCAUAGCGUUCAAUUGGGGUAUCGUCUCUAGACGCGGUAUACAUCGCGCUGGCACGAGACUGUUCUCGCGUGGUAUAGAUUCCACCGGGAACGUUUCCAAUUACGUGGAGACGGAGCAGCUGGUCGAGGUGAACGGUGAUCGUAGUUCCUUUGUGCAGACGCGCGGAUCAAUUCCUCUGUUUUGGUAUCAAGCGCCGAACUUGAAGUACAAGCCGAAGCCGCAGAUAAGUCCUCACGAGGACCAUCAGGGCGCUUGCGCUCGACAUUUCGAUGUACAGAUCUUUCAUUAUGGAAGACAGAUUUUGGUAAAUCUGAUCGAUCAACAUGGACCUGAAGCUCUUCUCGAAGAGGCAUAUCGCAAUUUAGUCCAAAGAGUCAACAACCAAAACGUUCGAUACGAGGCUUUCGAUUUUCACGCGGAAUGCCGAAGAUUGAGAUGGGAUAGAUUGAACAAUUUAAUGGACCGAUUAACGCACGAUCAAGAACAGAUGGGUUACUUCCUGUUGAUGAGGGACGGUGCGUUGCUCUCGGUUCAGGACGGUGUUUUCCGUACAAAUUGUAUUGACUGCUUGGAUCGGACGAACGUUGUGCAAAGCAUGCUGGCUAAGCGAGUUCUCAACGAGGUAUUGAGCAGAUUGGAAGUGCUCAGGAAGGUGGAAGAUCAUCCUGCGUUUGAGAAUCUUUUCAAACAGGUCUGGGCCGAUAACGCAGAUGUAGUGAGCAUACAAUAUUCCGGCACAGGUGCGCUGAAGACGGACUUUACGCGCACCGGCAAACGCACUAAACUGGGUGCUAUGAAAGACGGUCUAAACUCGCUGACGAGGUAUUACAAGAACAACUUCGCCGACGGAUUCAGACAGGAUUCGCUGGAGCUCUUUCUGGGCCGCUACAUCGUCCAGGACGGCGAGUGCACCACCGUGCAGUGUCCCUUGGAGUCCGAGCGAAACUGGCGUUACGCUACAUUCCCGCUUGUCCUCAUGGUCGCAUCCUCGAUGCUGAUCGCGCACGUAAUCUUGCCGUCGCGUUACACAACGGAAGUCUUGUUGUACAUGCUGUUCUGGGCCGGCAUGGUAGCUGGCACCUUCGCUACGAUUAUCCAUCACGGCAAGCAAUACGUCGACAAGCCGAAAUUACUCUAGAUACGGUUCUACGAUGUCAAAUUAUGUAUAUUAUGCGAUGCAGCAAUGAUGUGCGAUAAGCGCGUAGAAUUAUCAUUUGGUUAAUCAUCGGUCAAAAUCUCGGCUCUCGUAUCAUACGAAAAUAGGUAGAUUUCAUCGUGUGACAUACUAACGACGCUUAUUCACCGCAAAUUAACAUUGUAUCAAGGUGAUUAAUGUGUAUGUGUGCGCAUGCACACGUUACAUUUCCAUUUCCGCAAUUCGAUAUUGCUGGUGUCCGCAUUUCCGUAACACCGACUGAAGGAGGUCGUCGUCCUCGUCGAGUGGCAUUUUUAUUUGCGGUACAGGGUCUACGCGAGAAGUGUCGGUGUCUCAUUAUUAUGUUAUUAUGCCACGGCGAUUUUUGCACUUUCCGCAUAAUAGGUGUAGUAGAGUAACACAGUUCUCUCAGAGUUUCGUAACGAGCUCUUGUAACAUAUUAUAGAGGCUCGAGCCUCUAGUCUCUCCGGCAGCGUUUGCGUGUGUGAUCAGGGCGGCCGCGAACAAAGCCAGACCGCAAAGAACGUGCUUGGGUGCCCACCGUCCAUAGAUAACCAUCUGCAGUGUGAGACCGAUUUGUCAGACGGGAGCAGACUAAUGAAUACAGGCUGUACCGGGGAUUGAAAGAAUCGUUUCCGAUCUCUGUGAUUUUUGUUGGUCGUUGGAACUUUUGUAAAGUUGGAACCUUCUGCGUACAGAUAUAUAUUCGUUGUUGUCUCUUUGAAAUAUUUUGCGAUCUUGAAAAAUAAACAUUUCCUGUUUAAUAUCUCUCUGUUUGCAGAGUUUUUAUAUUAGAAUUAUGUCAUGUUUAUACCUUUCAUUUGAAAUAUAAUAUUUCUCACGGUUUAAAAGGAUAUAGGUAAAUCACAAGAAUAAUUUUAUAAUAAUGAUUUACAAAUAGUACCACGAUAGAAUUUAUAUUUAUUUCCAAAUAUAAACUAUUCAUAUCCAAAUAUAGACUAUUCAUUUUUAUUAAUUUUGUAUUUUAUAAAUCAACUGUACGGAAAAGAUUCCAACAUAUCGCUUUCGGUGGAACCUUUGUUUAUGAAUCACACACGAAUAUAAUCAGUUUCCUAAAAGUAUAAAAUAAUGCAGAAAAAUAAUUAAAAUCUUGGUGUGAACGAAGGUUCCAUAUAUAUGAACAACAUGAACUUUUUCGUAAUAAAUCUUAGUCUAAUUGUACAUUCUCUUUCAAUUGACUAUUCGUUAUCGGAAAGUAGAAUAAACCUGUGAAAGUUUUCAAAAAGGCUUUAUAAUUAAAUAAGCUCGUAUAAACGAACCGAAUGCAUCACUUGUUUGUACGGGUAUUCGUGAUUCGCAAAGUGCUUCGUAUAAAGUAGAACCUAACGUUAAGU